AUGAAGACGAUCAAUCAGUUGCCCAUAACCUGCAAAAUCCCAAAUCUCCAGUUACCCAUUGGCUUCGAUCGCAAAUUCACUUUCUCUUCUCCUCGUAAAUCCUUUUCCUCUUCUCUCAUUCCAUUGCUUCCGAAAACCUUAAAUGGCUUCUCUUCUUCUUCUUCUUCUUCUUCUUCUUCCUCUUCUUCCGUCACUCGCAGAUCGAAAAUUAACACCCCCAAGCGUUUCUCUGUCUCCAUGGAGUGGCAAGACUGCACAGUGAAGAUGGAAGUAGAUGUUCCAGUAAGCGUAGCGUACAAUUUCUACUUGGAUCGUGAGUCUUUCCCUAAAUGGAUGCCUUUCAUUUCAUCCGUCGAGGUGUUGAAAGACAAGCCUGAUCUCUCACGUUGGUCACUCAAGUACAAUGCUUUUGGACAAGAUAUCAAGUAUUCUUGGCUUGCUCGUAAUCUGCAGCCUACUCCUAAUCAGAAAAUCCAUUGGAGGUCUCUUGAAGGUCUUCCUAAUAAAGGCAGCGUUCGAUUCUUCCCUAAAGGUCCAUCAUCUUGCGUCGUAGAGCUAACCGUAUCAUAUGAAGUCCCUGCGCUUUUAACCCCUGUGGCAUCGGUUCUGAGGCCCUUUUUAGAAAGGUUGCUUAGAGGUGGACUUGAAAGAUUUGCAGCCUUGGCUAAAACCCCUUAA
This is a messenger RNA of Microthlaspi erraticum, 678 nucleotides long. NCBI's taxonomy places the organism in Eukaryota, Viridiplantae, Streptophyta, Magnoliopsida, Brassicales, Brassicaceae. The record is from the annotation of a GenBank genome assembly.